AUGUUCUAUAGCUUUGAUUACAUAAGCGAUGAGCUAAUAAACCAUGUAUCACCCGGAUAUCCACAGAUCAAUUUCGCGGCUCAAAUAUACCUUUAUUUACAUUUUGAACCUUUUAUAUUAAUCAUUAGAGAAGAGGUUGAAAAAGAGGCGGUAUUCCAAGUCAAAAUGAUUAGAAGACAACCAACUACAAUCACACUUUCUCCAGAAGAUGUUAUCAGUUAUGAUGAUGAAAAAGCUAAACAACAACAACAACAAUCAUUGAAUCAAAAUCAAAACUCAUAUAAUCAAAAUGGUAAUACUUCUCAAGAUUCUGUUUUACAAAGAUUACAAAGUCUGAAAUCAAAAGAUGAAAGAAUUGGGUUGAGAACCAGUAGUAGAAAUUGA
Molecule: messenger RNA, 384 nt
Organism: Hansenula ciferrii
Lineage: Eukaryota; Fungi; Ascomycota; Saccharomycetes; Phaffomycetales; Wickerhamomycetaceae
Product: CDC26 family anaphase-promoting complex subunit
Exons: 1
Coding region: 1-384 (127 amino acids)
Biological process (GO): anaphase-promoting complex-dependent catabolic process
Cellular component (GO): anaphase-promoting complex
Source: RefSeq, a predicted model, not a curated record